AUGUAACCUUAACCUAUAUAGAGAAAAGACUCUAUGGUUCCUUAAGGUACUUCAAUGUCUAUUUGUUCUUCAUUAUUGUUCAUGAUAGGUUAAUCAUGGUAUGAAAUGAAAAGAAGACCUUGUGGAUAUUGUGUAUCAUUUUUUAGUGUUUUGAUUGUUGUUGCUGCAAGCGCUGUUAGUUAAUCUAUAAUUGAUAGAGCACCUCUUAUAUUUUUAAAAUCAGCAGAAGGUCCAGCAAGUCAAUCUGAUAUUGCGUAAUUAACAAUUUAAGAUUAGGUUGUCUGCAAAUCCGAAUUAUUUAAGUGAAGAACAUGAUAAAUCUCCUCAAUAUUUGAUGUCUAUUUAUAGUAAUACAGCAAGACAAUAAGGAUAUCUUAUAGUUGACUUCCUAAACUUUACUAGAAUUAAUGAAGUAUUAGGACCAGAAAGAGCAAGUUAAACAAGUCCGAGAAUUCAAUAGUAAGUGAAUUUUACGAACUUAUAAAAGACAGGGGAUUGUGAGAAUGUAUAUAUUCAUUAUAUAUGAAAUAGGCAGUGAGUAAAGCAUAAUAAUUGUUAUCUAAAAGAUAGGAAUUCGGAAGUGAAGCUCAUUUAAAUGAUUUAAGAGAUGGGUAAUAAUUAGGUUAGAAAUGUGGAGGAUAAUAACCACAUCCAACAGCUAAAUUUGUAGGAAUAGAUACAUUGAAAGAAAAAGCAAUAGGAUUAGGUUGGGAAUAUCCAUUUGAUGAAUUGAAAGAAACUGAAGUAAUAAUGAGUAGGAAAUUAGCAGAGACAUAUAGAUUAAAUGUAGGAGAUUAUAUGUUAAUUUAUGGCGAAUUCUAUGAUUUUUAUGGGUCAUAUUAUAUCUCGAACUACUUUGAAUAAAUAGGUAGACAAUUUAAUUUAACUAAUUAUAAUGACACCUUUUUGAAUGAAGAAUUUUUAGAAAUGAAAAAAGCGACUUAAAGAUUUUAUUUAUAUUAGAUAAAAGGCUUAUUAGAAUCAACAUAUGGUAAAUUCCCAGAUGGUGAUGCUGAUAAAUUGAUAAUAGUUGAGCAUAAACACUUUUUUAAUAAUUUAGCAUAUUGGUCAUGGAAUAAACCUUUUUUAAAAGCAAUGUAUACUGCUAAUCCUGAGGAUUAUGUAGACGAAAUUAGAAUAAACAUUCCUAAUAGAUUCAAUAUAUACAUGGAUAGCAAUUAUGAAAAUAUAUAAGGAUAGAUAACAAAAUAUGCAAGUAAUAUAAGGAGAGAUUUGGGUGUUUAUCCAUGUAAUAUGGAAUUACCAGUAUUAUAACAAUUAUAUGAUACUAGAUUUGGUUAAUUAUUUUUGGGUAUCAUAUUAAAUAUGAUAAUUGUAAUAUUGUUUUUAUUAAGUAUCCUACUGUUAUAUACAUUAUUAUUGAUUUCAGUAGAGACCAAGACUUAUGAUUUAGGUGUGUUAAGAGUUUUAGGAUUUAAUAAAUUAGGAGUUGUAUUUUUAGUAUUGACUUAAGCAUUGAGUUAUGUAUUACCUGCGAUAGUAGCAGGGAUUAUACUUUCGAUUCCCUUUUUAUUAUAUGCUAGUAGUGCACUUAAGGCUUCAAUAGGAGUUGAAAUAGAAGCAAGCCCAACUACAAAUGCAAUAUUUAUGUCAUUAGGAUUAGGAUUACUAAUUCCUUUGAUUAGUUCUUAUGUACCAAUAAAAGAAGCAUUAAGUAAAUAAUUAAGUUUUGCAUUGGAUAUAAAUAGAUCAAAAUCAACUGCUGUAAAAAUAGAGGUGGAUUUAGAAGGUAAAUCAUUACCUUGGGGUAGAAUCUAAUUUGCAGUAAUAGCAUCUUUAUUUGGUAUUUGUGUUUAUUAUUUUUUACCAUUGGCUUUGUUAUCAUUCAAUAUUGGAUUACUAUUAUCAAUAUUCUUUUUUAUAUUAUGUGGUAUGCUUUUAGGAUUAGUAAUUUUCGCAUUUAAUGUUCAAUAUUUAGCAGAACGAUUCACUGUAAAAUUAUUUUUAUUUUGGGCAAGUUCAGCUAAGAAAACAAUGGUAUUAAAGAAUCUUGCUGCACAUAGAGUAAUUAAAAUAUAAUAAUAAUAAAAUAGAUAAAAAAUAGAAGAACAGCAUUGAUGUAUGCAUUAUCUAUAGCUUUUGUAAUAUUUAUUUUUGUUGGUAUGAGUGUAUAGAUCGAAAAUCAAGCAACUUAAACUCUUUAAUAGCAUGGUUGUAAACUUGAAAUAACAGCAUAAAAUGGUUAUUUGAAGGCAUUUGAGUUUGAGAAGAUAAUUGUAGAUUUAGGAGAUAAUAUAAAAGGUUUUGCUUGGAUAACAGAUUCUUUAGAUAGUUAUAUGUAAAAAUUAGGAUUUUAAACUGCUUAUAUGACUCAUUUAGGUUAAGUUUAUUAACUUCGACCUAAAAUUGUAGGUGUAUCACAUACUUUAUUUGAUAUGGGAUAUAAUUAAUUUUUAUAAAUAGAAGAUUAAAUAAACAGUUAAUUAAAUCCAGUUGAAUAAUUAUAUACUAGUAGAGGUAGUUAAAGUGCUAUGA
Messenger RNA from Paramecium sonneborni, 2496 nucleotides. NCBI's taxonomy places the organism in Eukaryota, Ciliophora, Oligohymenophorea, Peniculida, Parameciidae. The record is from the annotation of a GenBank genome assembly.